Molecule: messenger RNA, 1369 nt
Organism: Spea bombifrons (plains spadefoot toad)
Lineage: Eukaryota; Metazoa; Chordata; Amphibia; Anura; Pelobatidae
Gene: FBXO39
Product: F-box protein 39
Exons: 3
Coding region: 1-1311 (436 amino acids)
Molecular function (GO): protein binding
Source: RefSeq, a predicted model, not a curated record
AUGGAUCAGGAUUCCGAAAGCUGUUGGGUCAGUUUACCUGAUGUGUGUCUAGAGAAGGUGUUUAUGUAUCUCGGGGAUCGCAACAGAUUUAAUGCUGCUUUGGUGUGUAAAAAAUGGAAUAAAAUAAUGUACUCUGCUGUUCUUUGGAAGUCCAGGACAAUCAUUUUCAGAGGGAGAUCAUCUUUGUCUCAUACCACAGAAUACCAGUCUGCGAUAUGGUACAUCAAGAAAUUUGGGAGACUUUUGGAACAUCUGGAAAUCAGAUUUCUGAACUCCUAUAGUUUUUUCCUAACCCGAAAGUUCCAGAUUGCAAUGAAGACAAUAUUGUUACGUUUAUCCAGAACCAACAAGUGCCUUAAAUCUCUCUCAAUUCCACACCUAGAAUUGGAAAGGAUGGUUUGGAAAUCCAAAGUUAAGAAUGCAUUCGUCCACAGCCUUAGUCAUUUUCUGAGAAAAAAAGGGAGACACUUGGAAAGCUUCAACGUAAGAGGAGCCAGAAUGACUUUGGAACAUGGUUGCAGCAUUCUUAAAUCUUUGAGCUCCACGAGAAAUGUGGCCUAUGCAUCUGUGCUCAGCAUUGAAGAUCUAUUCAGCCACCAUAUAUCUGCUUACAACAGUGAUUUCUUCCAACAAACCAUGUCUGCCUUCCAAAAUCUAAAAACUCUCAGUCUCAAUUACAACUGUGUUUCAGAUAAGUUGCUAGACAUGCUACACGAGAACUGUAGCCAUUCUUUGACAUCGCUCAACAUUAAGUGCCAUAUUUAUGACCCACAUAUGCAUGUAGUGAAGGGUAUUUCCUGGAAGAAACUCGCCAAAGAAGCCAAAGAUCUGAAGGUCAACUUUUUUUUUGAAAGAGUGUUGUUAUUCAGCCGCCUGUCUGCUAUACUCCUUCCAGAGAUCCCUAUGGGAAGCAUUAGCCUAACAAGCUGUUACUUCCAUGACCCAGACUGGUUUGUGAAGCCUACACUUACUGACCUUCUUCCAAAUUACAGAAACACUUUACAGAUGCUGACUCUGGAGUAUAAUGACAUCCAUGAAUCUCUGGACGAGGUGCUGAUUGAACUGGUUCUUGAAUGUAAGAAGCUUCAUUAUCUUAAAGUAUGGGCCUUUCUAGAUGUCAGCUUUGUGGAAAUCAUUUUGCAGAAGCAAAUGGAAGGCAAAUGCUGUCUGACGACAUUCAAGGUCAGAGUUUACACACAAAGAUAUGACACGGCUGAAGAAGAUGGGGCACUUCAUGCCAUCUUCCUGAAGUACAUGGACAUCAUAAUUCCGAGGAUCAAUUAUUUCGUAAUCGCCUACCCCAUGGUGUGAGUCAAGCACCAGAAAAUGGAACCAACUAAUAAUAAAGCUCAGCCAUAUAGAACCUGCA